CCUUCUAUAUGGAUAUUUAUAAUAUUUAUAUGUUUUGUAAAUUUUACGAAUUGUGAAACUAUCGUUAUUAAAGUUGGAGAACGAGGAUUGUCAUUUUCACCACAAAAUGUAUCAGCAAAACAAGAUGAUGUUAUACAAUGGGAAUAUAUAUAUGGUAAACAUCAGAUUGUGCAAUCAGAUGGACCAGCUGGAAAUUGCAUUAAAUCAAGAAAUUUAAAUGCAUUUGAUUCCGGAUUAAAAGAAGAAGGAGUUUUUAGUAUGACCAUAACACAAACAAGGGGAAUGAUAUAUUAUUUUUGUUCAUAUAGUUCACAUUGUGCAUACGGUAUGUGGGGCGUAAUUAAAAUUGAUCCGGAUAGUCCGGAACCCGAUCAAACAACAGUAUCAACACCUGUCACAGCGAAUGCACCUAACUCAAUUGAAGAAACUAAUGAUACGGAUGGAAUGAGUUUACCUAUAAUAAUUGGUAUAUCGAUUGGAGGUUUUUUUACUCUUUCAAUAUUAGGAUUGAUUGGAUUUGUGUUAUAUAGAAGAAAAAAAUAUCAAAAACAAUUUGACAUUUCAAUGCAACCUUAUGAUCCAAAAUUGAUUGCUGGUGAUCACGGUGGUCCAAACGGAGGAAGUAAUUUAGUUAACAUGAGAGGUAGCGUUGGUAUGGCAUCAGUAUCAAGUUUAGGUAAUAAUACUUUAUCUAGGUCAAACACGCAACAUGGCCAUUCAAAUAAUGAAGUUAUACCGUCAAAUAGAUAUAAUCAAAAUCAACCAUAUGGUGAAACAGCGAUGAACUAUAUGGAGAGAACUAGCAGUGAAUAUGAUGGUGGCAAUAGAUUAUUUGGAGGACCAGUAGGACCAGUAGUAGGAGAUAAUGAAUCUAACAAUGGCGAAGUACCUAUAUCACCUUUAUCGCCUCCACCAAUGUAUCAUCCACAAUAUGGUAAUGAAUAUCAACAAGGACCUCCCAUUCCUCCCCAUCCUAAUUUGAUUCCACCACAACAACAAUAUGGUGCUCCUUAUUUAGCACCACACCCAACAAAUAUUUAUCCACAAUAUGGACCUUCCUCAAUAUAUCAAGAAUCUCAAUAUAAUAAUACUUCUGAUCCUUUUGGUCCUUCUCAUCCUGGUCAGUAUGCUUAUCAACAACCGCCACCGCAUCAACAACAAUCUGGUCAAUAUACUAUUAAUCCUGCUCAAUAUUAUGGUUCAAAUAAGAAAAUAAAAAUGACUAAACCAAAGAAAACCAACAAUAUUUUCUGCAAAGAAUUUGGUAUUGAUAAACUCGGGAAUUAUCCCAAUUUUCUUACUAUGUAUACAGGGAUAUUGUACAAGUAUGGAUGGUUAAUCGGGUAUUGGGCAGGAAAUAAACCUAUAAACGCUUCUUUAUUAAAUAUUGAAUUUGAUCCAUAUAAAUCAAGUAUAAUAGCAUGGAGAAUAACGGCAACAUCAUUUGAUAAACAUAAUGAAAGUGUAUUAUGGAAACAACAAGAUGACGAUGACGAUACUAUUGAAAAUCAAAAUUGUUUUUUAUUUGAAGAUGAAAAAUAUUUUAAAUUUUGGACACUCAAUGAUCGUCAAAAAGAGAAGAAAAAAUUUGAUGACAUUUGGGUUGGUGAUUAUGAGAAGAUGAUAUUAGUGGUUAUCUUAUUGCUACAAAAAUUACUGGUUCCUCGUGGUGAAAUUAGUUGGAGAUGUAACUUAAAAGAUCAAGUUAGAAUUUGUGAUGAAAAAGAAUGGAAUGGUAAAGUCUCUUAUCGUGCUAAAACUAAAGUGGCUUUUGAAGGUUUUAGAAAUCCUGAUGAAAUCGAUUCUGAAGUUAUCGUUAUUACUUAUGAUAAAUUAGUGGUUUAUUGGUAUGAUUUAUCCGAAAUGGCUACUUUUGUUAGAGUUUCGUGA
This is a messenger RNA of Funneliformis caledonium, 1890 nucleotides long. The record is from the annotation of a GenBank genome assembly. NCBI's taxonomy places the organism in Eukaryota, Fungi, Glomeromycota, Glomeromycetes, Glomerales, Glomeraceae.